Messenger RNA from Syngnathus typhle (broad-nosed pipefish), 2235 nucleotides. It is a transcript of the gene cnih3, whose product is annotated as cornichon family AMPA receptor auxiliary protein 3. Lineage: Eukaryota; Metazoa; Chordata; Actinopteri; Syngnathiformes; Syngnathidae. The transcript has 7 exons. Bases 498 to 980 code for a protein of 160 amino acids. Gene Ontology annotation, biological process: regulation of AMPA receptor activity; vesicle-mediated transport. The record is from RefSeq and is a predicted model, not a curated record. Gene Ontology annotation, cellular component: dendrite; synapse.
CUGGGUGUUGCUCGCAUCAAUCCACCUGUUCGCGCGUUUGUAUAUGAUGUGCUCCCUUCUCUCCUCUCAAACGAAUGGAGCAACCACCAGUUCGCCUCCUCUGGGUGGUUUUGCACGUCGGCAUUUUAUUUUGAUUGCUUUUUCCACAAACAAUGUUUUUCUGAAGACACCAGCCUUGCAGUCAAGACGGCGAACGCAGCGGCUUCUCGUUGCGUGGACUGAUUUCGAACCAGUUUGGAAUUCUGACUCACAACACCACUGCGUGAAAGACGCAGUGGACGCGCCACUGUGAGGCUUUUCUUUUCUUUUUCCAUUUUUAUUUCUUUUUCUGCCUUUUAUUCCUUGACAUGGGCGAAGUCGUGGUACCGGUGCCACCUCGCCUUCUCGUGGCAGUGUGACAACUUUAUUGUUCAUCAUUGCCCUCUUUUUUUUUUUUUUCUCCUCUUAAUGGGAUCGCGCUUUUUCCGGGGAAUUACCCGUCGUUUCCUUCCCCAAUUAUGUUCACUUUUGCUGCCUUCUGCUAUAUGCUGUCUCUGGUUCUCUGCGUGUCCCUCAUCUUCUUCGCAAUAUGGCAUAUAACAGCUUUCGAUGAGCUCCAGGCGGACUUUAAGGUGCCCAUCGAUCAAGGCAAUCCACUCCAUGCGAGAGAGAGACUGCGAAACAUCGAAAGGAUCUGCAACCUGCUGAGGAAGUUGGUGCUUCCAGAGUACUCAAUCCAUGUACUCUUCUGUAUCAUGUUCCUGUGUGCUCAAGAAUGGCUGACUGUGGGCCUCAACAUCCCUUUGCUCUUCUACAACACAUGGAGUAGGUACUUCCAUUCCCCAACGGAUACCAAGGAGUUGAUCUACGAUCCGGCUUCAGUAAUGAACGGCGACACCCUCAAGUUCUGCCUGAAGGAGGCCUGGUGCAAGCUGUCCUUCUUUGUCCUGUCCUUCUUCUACUAUCUCUAUUGUGUGUGGAACCUGGAAAUAUCCCUCUAAUAGCUCUUACAAAUGGGAACACUUAAAAAGUAUGGUCUACUCCCUGGUUACCUCAUAACUGACCGAAGAGACAAAAAAAAAGCCUCUGGAUACACAAACUGCCAUUUUUACAAGAGUGUUUUUUUUUUUUCUUUUUUGCCAGAGACAUAAACGCUUCCCUUUCAACACGGGAUUCAUGCUCUAUACAUACAAAACUACCAUUCACAGUUUGAUUGGUCAGAACGAGUUGAUGUGAACUCUUGCAUAUAAACAUUCACGUGAACAGCAUCCUCUAGAUUGGUGCAAUUAAUUUACUGUUUGGUAGCAGUGAUGGUAGCGCACAGGAUGAAAAGCACAGUAGCAUUUGCACAGUUUGUCUCAGGCACAGCAGAUCCAGCACGCUCAUCCCGCUUCGGAACCUCAACAACCGUAGCAAGAGUGAGUCAGAAACGGAGGAUGCGUGGAUGAACUGGAUCACACUACGAAAGAAAAAAUAGUUUCGGGGAGGCACAUAAAUACAUUAUGACGGCGUGGUGGGCAUUUUGAUGUACUCUUUGUCCAAAGGCAUUUCCAGUGGAAACAUAUAGAGCAAAUGCCUUCAUGUUGUUUUCGUGUUGUUCUAUGAGAAACAUUUCUAAAACUCCCAAAUAAAUGAUCGGAAGUCUACACACACAUUUGCACAAAUCGUGUAUUUAAUCUUGCACAAUGUUUGCGAUAUUGGGCUGUGUGUUCAUGAUCAUGUAUGAUGAAGUCAGACACACCGAUGAAGGUCUUCCAUUAUGUAAAAUUUCAAACAGGGAAGCUACUGUAUGUUACAAUUUUCUAGUUCUAUUUCAACAAGGGACCAAAAUUCUCUUUGGAUACUAAUUUAUUACGUCAAAUGUGAGAUUUUAUUGCAUUCACGUUUAGCUGAAUGAUUAUUUCUUCCAGUGUUAAGAAUGAUGAAUGUGGUAGAAAUUGACAUUUUGGAAUGGAAUCAGUCACACAUUUUGAAUCUAAUAAAAGCAACUGUAGCAGCUGAUGUAGGCCACACCUCCACUGACACAAAUCACACCACCUAUGCUUGCUAUAACACACGAUUCCCUUAAAGUAAGAUUAAUAGGUUACAUAACAAAUAUGUAAUUUUGUCAAUGCAGAGCGGAUGUUUCCCCAAAUAUAGUUUGCAUCCUCUGUCCUACUACUAUUUUGUCCUAUUCCAAUUCUGGCAUUUUCUAUCCUGACUGUGUAUGUGACUUUAGAUAUUGUUUAUGAAAUAAACAUAUUUUAAAAUCAAAAA